Messenger RNA from Talaromyces proteolyticus, 891 nucleotides. RefSeq names its product PLC-like phosphodiesterase. The record is from RefSeq and is a predicted model, not a curated record. Lineage: Eukaryota; Fungi; Ascomycota; Eurotiomycetes; Eurotiales; Trichocomaceae. The transcript has 2 exons. Gene Ontology annotation, molecular function: phosphoric diester hydrolase activity. Gene Ontology annotation, biological process: lipid metabolic process. The coding region runs from base 1 to 891 and encodes 296 amino acids.
AUGUUCAUGCAACGCCUUGCCCUGCUAUCGGCGGCUGCCCUCGCCCCGUUUGCUGCAGCCCAGUGCAAUGGACGCAGCGAAUACUGUGAUCGCUCAUACUCCAAUAUCACAUUCAUUGGAGCGCACGACUCGCCAUUCGUUGGCUCCGGCCUAUCCGACAACCAGAACCUCAACAUCACUGCUCAGCUCGAGUUCGGCAUUCGCUUCCUACAGGGACAAACGCACAAGAAUGACGAUGGUACUCUCGAUAUGUGCCAUACUAGCUGCAUCCUCGAGGAUGCUGGCAGUUUGUCCGAUUUCCUUGGAACCGUGAAGACGUGGCUAGACGCAAAUCCCAACGAAGUUGUCACUCUACUCGUCACCAACGGAGACAACCUUGCCAUUGACGACUUCGCCUCGUCGUUCAACAGCAGCGGUAUCCAGCCAUACCUCUACAUCCCACCAACCAGCCCAGAUGUCCUGCCCAUAAAUCAAUGGCCUACUCUACAAGAUUUGAUCAACAACGGAACACGCGCCAUUGCUUUCCUCGACUACGGUGCAAACAUGUCUAGCGUGCCCUACAUCCUCGAUGAAUUCCAGUAUUACUUCGAGACCCCCUUCGACGUCACUGACCCAUCUUUCUCCAACUGCAGCAUUGACCGGCCCGCCGGCGCCAGCCCCGAUAGCCUCAUGUACAUCGUCAACCACUUCCUCGACGUCGAUAUUCUCGGCGCCAAGGUGCCCGACCGCGAUGCUGCUGGUACUACAAAUGCGGCUUCCGGAAAUGGCAGCAUUGGUGCGCAGGCUGCCUCUUGCGACAGCCAGUACGACCGUUUGCCUAAUGUCUUGCUGGUGGAUUUCACUGACAAGGGUGCUGUUAUUGAUGCCCAGAACGCGCUCAACGGAUUCUAA